Molecule: messenger RNA, 648 nt
Organism: Aureobasidium namibiae CBS 147.97
Lineage: Eukaryota; Fungi; Ascomycota; Dothideomycetes; Dothideales; Saccotheciaceae
Product: carboxypeptidase Y inhibitor
Exons: 3
Coding region: 1-648 (215 amino acids)
Biological process (GO): regulation of proteolysis; regulation of Ras protein signal transduction
Molecular function (GO): peptidase inhibitor activity; phospholipid binding
Source: RefSeq, a predicted model, not a curated record
AUGCUAGCUCGAUACUUUAUGCUCUCAGUACUGGCAGAGCGCGUACUGAGCUUCGUACUUCCACACCAAGAGAUCCUCACCUCUUCCUCUGCAGAAAAAGACCCCAAUGCCAUUCUAUCAGCCCUCCGUCACGCACAAAUCAUCCCAGACGUGCUCAACACCUUUUCUCCUCUACUCUCCAUAACCGCAAACUGGUCUUCGACCGCAAAAACCCAACUCGGCAAUACUCUACCUCCCUCUGCUCUCACUCACCCACCUGACCUUUAUGCCGAUAAAGUGGCCUCUGCCUAUCUGCCCUCAGACAUCACUUUCGUACUCGCCCUCACUGAUCCUGAUGCCCCUUCCCGCGACAAUCCAAAGUGGAGUCAGGUGUGUCAUUGGCUGGGCAGCUUAAAGGGAGACAGUAUAAAAGAGUUGGUGGACUACAAACCUCCUGCACCCCCAGAGGGCACGGGAAAGCAUAGGUAUGUUAUCGUUGUCAUGGUGCCUGCGAACGGCACGACUGAAGAAUUGGAUCUGGAGGUUCCGGGGGAAAGAAGGCAUUGGGGUUAUCAAGGGGAGAGGAGUGGAGUCAGGGAGUUUGGGGUGAGGAAUGGGCUGAAGGUUAUUGCUGCAAACUUCAUCUACGCGCAAAACGAUAAGCAGUAG